Brachypodium distachyon (stiff brome) is the source of this 3684-nucleotide messenger RNA. RefSeq names its product putative receptor-like protein kinase At3g47110. Gene Ontology annotation, cellular component: plasma membrane. The transcript is spliced from 2 exons. NCBI's taxonomy places the organism in Eukaryota, Viridiplantae, Streptophyta, Magnoliopsida, Poales, Poaceae. Gene Ontology annotation, molecular function: ATP binding; protein binding; protein kinase activity. Bases 354 to 3473 code for a protein of 1039 amino acids. Gene Ontology annotation, biological process: hormone-mediated signaling pathway; protein phosphorylation. The record is from RefSeq and is a predicted model, not a curated record.
GUCACCCAGCCACUCUUUCUUGUGAAUAAUCCAAAUGCAGAAAAGACGACAAUGACACUGCAGUCAACAGGAUGCUCUGCUGCCUAACUGGAAAAACAAUCGUAUGUGCAUACUACCAGUGGGCAAUGGGCAUGACCAAGUCAAUGAUCAAGACCAGGCUAUUUGCAGCAGUGCGUUUGCACACCCUGCUCUGCACGGCAAACCGAAACUACUCUGAUACGGCACACAAAACUCCUACAUAAGCUUUGCGCAUCCCAAGCCAAGAUCAAACUGAGCCUUCUCAAUCAUUUGCUCGACAGUCCACAAUAGCUGCUACCCUGCCCUGAGUCCUGAGAGGAAACAAAGUGGCAGCCAUGGCACGGUCAUUGGGAGCGCUGCUCCUGCUCUCGCUGAUCAUGCGGCUGGCGGCAGCAACCAACGCCCCCAACACUGAGAGGGACGCGCUCCGGGCGUUCAGGGCCGGCAUCUCGGACCCGACAGGCGCGCUCCGGUCGUGGAACAGCACGGCGCACUUCUGCCGGUGGGCGGGGGUGACCUGCACCGGUGGGCAUGUCACGUCGCUGAACGUGUCUUACGUCGGCCUCACUGGGACAAUCUCCCCGGCCGUGGGGAACCUCACCUACCUGGACACCCUCGACCUCAACCAGAACGCCCUCUCCGGGAGCAUCCCGGCGAGCCUCGGCCGGCUGCGGCGCCUCAGCUACCUCGGCCUCUGCGACAACGUCGGGUUGAGCGGGGAGAUACCCGACAGCCUCCGCAACUGCACCGGCCUCGCCGCCGUGUACCUCAACAACAACACCCUCUCCGGCGCCAUCCCCGAAUGGCUUGGGACUAUGCCGAACCUUACAUACCUCCGGCUCAGCUACAACCAAUUGUCCGGCAAGAUCCCGUUGUCCCUCGGCAACCUCACGAAGCUCCAGCUCCUCAUGCUAGACGAAAACCUCCUCGUAGGCACUCUCCCCGAUGGCCUCUCUCGUCUUGCUCUCCAGCAACUCAGCGUCUACCAGAACCAGCUGUUCGGAGACAUCCCAUCUGGAUUCUUCAGCAUGUCUUCGUUAGAAAGAAUCUCCCUCACCCACAACGAGUUUACAGGGAGUCUCCCGCCAUUUGCCGGCACGGGCAUGACGAAGCUGGAGAUGCUCCUCCUCGGUGGGAACAAACUCACAGGGACGAUCCCGGCGUCACUUUCUAAAGCCUCUGGCAUGAAGUAUCUCAGCCUCACCAACAACAGCUUCACCGGUCAGGUGCCCCCAGAAAUCGGCACACUGUGCCUCUGGAAACUGGAGAUGUCCAACAACCAAUUGACUGCAUCUGAUAGCGGCGGCUGGGAAUUCCUAGAUUAUUUAGCAAACUGUGAAGACCUGGAAGGUCUUUAUCUGGAUGGAAACAAUUUUGGCGGAACGAUGCCGAGCUCCAUUGGCAAGCUCUCCAAGAAUCUCAAGGAACUGAACCUCGGGAGCAACAGCAUAUCCGGGUCAAUUCCGCCUGGUAUUGGGAGCCUCAUCACGCUGCAAACAUUGGGGCUUGAAUCCAAUCUCCUCACUGGGAGUAUUCCGGAGGGGAUCGGGAAGCUCAAGAACCUCAUGGAAUUGCGGUUGCAGGAGAACAAGCUAACGGGGUCAGUGCCGUCUUCCAUCGGCAGCCUAACAAAGCUACUCAUACUUGUGCUAAGCAACAACGCGUUGAGCGGAUCCAUCCCUUCAACUCUCGGCAACCUACAGGAGCUGACUCUUCUCAACCUCUCCGGCAACGCACUCACCGGCGAUGUCCCAAGGCAGCUCUUUAACAUGCCAUCGUUGUCGCUGGCGAUGGACUUGUCGGAUAACCAGCUCGACGGCCCGCUUCCGACCGACGCCAUCCGCCUCAGAAACUUGGCUCUCCUGAAGCUCUCGAGCAACCGCUUCACCGGUGAAAUACCGAAGCAGCUCGGCGACUGCCAGAGCUUAGAGUUCCUUGAUCUGGACGGCAACUUCUUCAACGGGAGCAUCCCAAUGUCGCUGAGCAAGCUGAAGGGGCUCCGGAGGAUGAACCUGGCGAGCAACAAAUUGUCAGGGAGCAUCCCUCCAGAGCUUGCCCAGAUCUCAGGGCUGCAGGAGUUGUACCUUUCACGGAACAACCUGACCGGAGCAGUCCCAGAGGAACUGGCAAACCUGAGCUCGUUGGUCGAGCUAGACGUGUCUCACAACCAUCUCGCCGGUCAUCUGCCGCUGCGCGGCAUCUUCGCCAACAUGACCGGGCUUAAGAUCUCCGACAACAGCGAUCUUUGCGGCGGCGUGCCACAGCUCCAACUGCAGCGGUGCCCGGUGGCAAGGGACCCACGCCGUGUCAAUUGGCUUCUUCAUGUCGUGCUGCCCAUCUUAAGUGUAGCUCUCCUGUCGGCCAUUCUCCUUACCAUUUUCCUGUUCUACAAGAGGACGAGGCAUGCAAAAGCCACAUCACCGAAUGUGCUUGACGGCAGGUACUACCAGAGGAUUUCGUACGCCGAGCUGGCGAAAGCCACAAACGGCUUCGCUGAGGCCAAUUUGAUAGGUGCAGGGAAGUUUGGCUCCGUGUACCUUGGGAACCUGGCCAUGGAAGUGAAGGGUUCGCCGGAGAAUGUCGCCGUAGCAGUGAAGGUGUUUGAUCUCCGGCAGGUCGGCGCCACCAAGACCUUCCUGGCAGAAUGCGAGGCGCUGAGGAGCAUCCGGCACCGGAACCUGAUCAGCAUCGUCACCUGCUGCUCCAGCAUCGAUGCAAGGGGGGACGACUUCAGGGCUCUGGUGUUCGAGCUCAUGCCGAACUACAGCCUGGACCGGUGGCUGCAUCGCCCGACAACGACACCUGCCAAGGCUGUCGGAAGCAGCCUGACAGUGAUCCAACGGCUUACAAUCGCCGCAGACAUUGCCGACGCUCUGCAUUAUCUCCAUAGCAGCUGCGUGCCGCCGAUCAUACACUGCGAUCUCAAGCCCAGCAAUAUUCUUCUCGACGAGGACAUGACGGCCUGCAUCGGCGACUUCGGCCUCGCGAAGUUGCUUCUUGAUCCGGGGAUCCAAGAUGCUUCCGGUUCCGAAAGCACCAUUGGAGUAAGGGGCACCAUUGGCUACGUUGCUCCAGAGUAUGGCACGACAGGUAAGGUCACGACCCAGGGCGACGCCUACAGCUUCGGGAUAACGCUGCUCGAGAUCUUGUCUGGCAGGUCGCCUACAGACGCCGCGUUCAGGGACGGUGGCCUGACGCUGCAGGACUUCGUCGGCGCAGCGUUCCCCGACAGAACUGAGGAGGUCCUCGACGCGACGCUGCUGAUUAACAAAGAAUUCGACGGUGACAGCGGCAGCAGCAUGCGCUCUUCAGUGCAUGGUUACUUGGUUUCUGCGAUAAGGGUCGGGCUGAGCUGCACGAGAACGGUGCCGUACGAGAGGCCCGGCAUGAAGGACGCAGCGGCUGAGCUGCGCGUGAUCAGAGAUGCUUGUGUCCGUGCCUGCGGUGAACCUUAGCUACUCCAUUAUUUUAGAUGGGUCUGAUGGUGAAUUUUAGGAGCGACUGGGUUCAGAGUUCUGAUUUGAAACAGAAACUUAGCUGCUCAAUUUUUAUUUAGAAGAUGAUCUGACUCUGACUGUGUACUUACGUUCAGUUGAAAGUUCAGACUUGGAACAGCAGCUCUUUCUUUCCCUGAGAAAAAUUGAUUUUCAAACAGUUUUCAUAUAA